This is a messenger RNA of Heterocephalus glaber (naked mole-rat), 3210 nucleotides long. It is a transcript of the gene Ppm1d, whose product is annotated as protein phosphatase, Mg2+/Mn2+ dependent 1D. NCBI's taxonomy places the organism in Eukaryota, Metazoa, Chordata, Mammalia, Rodentia, Bathyergidae. Gene Ontology annotation, molecular function: cation binding; protein serine/threonine phosphatase activity. The record is from RefSeq and is a predicted model, not a curated record. Gene Ontology annotation, biological process: protein dephosphorylation.
CAGCCGGGGAGAACGCCUGAUUUGUGUGGUGGGCGCGGCGGGCGGGGGGAGUGCAGUGCGCAGGCGCAGCUGCCAGACUCCUCCAGCCCGGCGCUCCUGCCCAGCUCUCGCGGACAAGUCCAGACUUCGCGCGCCCCCCCUCCGGGACCGCCCCCUCCUCCCUCUCCGCGACGUCGAAGAUAAACAAUAGUUGGCCGGCGAGCGUCGGGCUGCGACGAUUCGGCGGGCUGCGUGAGACCGGCGGGAUCCCGGCCAGCCGGCCAUGGCGGGGCUGUACUCGCUGGGAGUGAGCGUCUUCUCCGACCAGGGCGGGAGGAAGUACAUGGAGGACGUUACUCAGAUCGUGGUGGAGCCCGAGCCGACGGCUGAAGAAAAGCCAUCGCCGCGGCGGGCGCUGUCGCAGCCGUCGCCUCCACAGCCGUCGUCGUCCGCUGUUCCCGGUGGCGAAGUCUCAGGGACAGGCCCAGCCCGGGACGCCCGCGACCCUGCGCCGGACGCUGGGGCCUCGCCGGCCGGCCGCUGCUGCCGCCACCGCUCCUCCGUGGCCUUCUUCGCCGUGUGCGACGGGCACGGUGGGCGCGAGGCGGCACAGUUCGCUCGGGAGCACUUAUGGGGUUUCAUCAAGAAGCAGAAGGGCUUCACCUCGUCCGAGCCGGCGAAGGUCUGCGCUGCCAUCCGCAAGGGGUUCCUCGCGUGUCACCUCGCCAUGUGGAAGAAACUGGCAGAAUGGCCAAAGACUAUGACAGGUCUUCCCAGCACGUCAGGGACAACAGCCAGUGUGGUCAUCAUACGGGGCAUGAAGAUGUAUGUAGCUCAUGUGGGUGACUCAGGGGUGGUCCUUGGAAUUCAGGAUGACCCGAAGGAUGAUUUCAUCAGAGCUGUGGAGGUGACACAGGACCAUAAGCCAGAACUUCCCAAGGAAAGAGAACGAAUUGAAGGACUUGGUGGGAGUGUGAUGAACAAGUCUGGAGUGAACCGUGUUGUUUGGAAGAGGCCUCGGCUCUCUCAUAGUGGACCUGUGAGAAGGAGCACAGUUAUUGACCAGAUUCCUUUUCUGGCAGUGGCCAGAGCACUUGGUGAUCUGUGGAGCUAUGAUUUCUUCAGUGGUGAGUUUGUGGUGUCUCCGGAGCCAGACACGAGUGUCCACAUUCUUGAUCCCCAGAAGCACAAGUAUAUUAUCCUGGGGAGUGAUGGGCUUUGGAAUAUGAUUCCACCUCAAGAUGCUGUUUCAAUGUGCCAGGACCAAGAGGAGAAAAAAUACUUGACGGGUGAACAUGACCAGUCUUGUGCCAAAAUGCUUGUGAAUCGAGCACUAGGCCGCUGGAGGCAGCGUAUGCUUCGAGCAGAUAACACCAGUGCUAUAGUAAUCUGCAUCUCACCAGGAGUGGACAACCAGGGAGACUUCACCAAUGAAGAUGAGCUCUAUCUGAACCUGACUGACGGCCCUUCCUACAAUAGUCAAGAAACCUGUGUAACAAAUCCUUCCCCGUGCUCUACACCACCAGUCAAGUCACUGGAAGAGGAUCCAUGGCCCAGGCUGAACUCUAAAGACCACAUACCUACCCUUGUUCGAAGUAAUGCCUUCCCAGAGAAUUUUUUAGAGAUCCCAACUGAGAUAACUCGAGGGAGUGUCCAGGCUGUAGUCAUAUCCUCAAAAGAUCCAGAGCCACUUGAAGAAAAUUGCACUAAAGCCCUAACUCUGAGGAUACAUGAUUCUUUGAACAAUACCCUGUCAGUUGGCCUUGUGCCAACAAAUUCAACAACUACUAUGUUGGACCAAAAAAACUUAAAGAUGUCUACUCCUGGUCAAAUGAAGGCCCAAGAAGUUGAAAGAACCCCUCCAGCAAGCUUUAAAAGGACAUUAGAAGAAUCCAACUCCAGCCCACUUAUGAAGAAGCAUAGACGAAAUGGCCUAAGUCGAAGCAGCAGCACUCAGCCUGCAAGCCUCCCCACAACCUCCCAGCGGAAGAACUCUGUGAAACUUACCAUGCGACGCAGACUUAGGGGCCAGAAGAAAAUUGGCAAUCCUUUACUACAUCAGCACAGGAAAACUGUUUGUGUUUGCUGAAAUGUAUCUGGCAAUGAAGUUUUUCCGUGUUAGAAUUUGAGGGCUUUUUAAAUUUGGUGCCGUCGCCAGGUGGGGUGGCACACGUCUGUAAUCCUAGCACUGGGGAGGCUGAGGCAGGAGGAUUGCUGUGAGUUCGAGGCCAGCCUGAACUGCAUUGCGAGACCCUGUCUCGAAAAAACAAAACAUAAAUAAAUUUGGUGCGGAGUUGAACUUUUUUUUAAGGGGACAAAAUAAAGAAUAUACAAUUUGACCUUUUGGAAUUUAACAGUUUUAUUCUGGCCUUGUACUUGCUUGUAUGAUAAAUGUGAAUUUUGUAGAUGUUAGGGUAUAAGUUGCUGUAAAAUGUGUGUAAAUUUGUAUCUUUCACACAACUAAGUCUCAUACUCUGAUAUACAAUAAUUGUGAAAACAGGGCUAAAUGUUUAAAAAAAUCAAAAGAAUCUAUUAGAUUUUAGAAAUACAUUUAAACUUUCUAAAAUGCUUAUUCACAUUUUUGUAUAAGUCAUACGUGAUGAAAACACCACCUUUUUAAAAUAAAUUAUUAAGCAGACUGGAAAAGUGAUGUAUUUUCAUAGUGACUUGUGUCCAACUUAAUGUUUCCUAGAGACUCCUAGGGUCUUUUAAAAAUUACUUUUAUUUUUUAUUUCUAAUUUCAUAAUUCAGAGCUACAUUUUUCAUAGAAGUGUUGGGCCACGCUAAAGUAGUUGGAUGUUACCCUCUGUGUUCCAAUUAAAAUACUAUGCAGUAUCUCUUUCUUCAGUAGCAGUUUUCUAAAACAUCACCCAGAUAUACUCACUGAAUCUUUGGCAUAGAAGGUGUGUUUGCUUAAAAUAGUGCCCUUCUCAGUCAUCCCAGACCAGUGGCAUUAUUAGGUUGUAAAGUAGUAACCUUCUUCUAGUGUUUGCUUAAAAUACGUGAAGUUUUUCUUGCUAUUUCAAUAACAGAUGGUGCUGCUAAUUCCCAACAUUUCUUAAAUUAUUUUAUGUUGUAUGGUUUUCAUCAAUUAUAUGAGUAUGUUUGUUCAUGUAAUAAAUCAGUGAAUAAUUCAUGUUGCUGGAUUUUUGGUAGUGGUGAUUUAUUUUAAUGGUAUAUAGUGUAUUGUGCUAGGAACAUGCUUUAGAGUAAUAAAAUACAUAACACUCA